AUGUGGCCACAGGGUAUAAGCGGCAAGAUUGCGCUCGUAUAUAUUACGCUUUCUGCCUUCCUGUGCCAUGCUAUCUCUGCAGCGACUGGGGCUGGAUCCUCUUUCAGCGCGGCCACCGAGGCUAAAACAGGUCCUCUUACACUGAAUAAGCGGGCCAAGAUUCUAGACACGUGCACCGGGCAGGACCGUGAACAGCUAGUGCUCCCAUCGAAACGAUAUAACCUUAAACACGCCGAUACCUACGCCUACUUUGCCCUCGUAGCCAGGAGUGAGGCGAGGGUACUCAUGGAAAUGGGCAACAGGGAGGCACCUGUUCAGAAUGACCAUGAGCAAAAUCAGGUUGCCGAGACUCCAUGA
Pyricularia oryzae 70-15 is the source of this 357-nucleotide messenger RNA. RefSeq lists its product as uncharacterized. NCBI's taxonomy places the organism in Eukaryota, Fungi, Ascomycota, Sordariomycetes, Magnaporthales, Pyriculariaceae. The transcript has 2 exons. Bases 1 to 357 code for a protein of 118 amino acids. The record is from RefSeq and is a predicted model, not a curated record.